This is a messenger RNA of Culicoides brevitarsis, 1076 nucleotides long. RefSeq names its product SPRY domain-containing protein 7. The transcript is spliced from 2 exons. Gene Ontology annotation, molecular function: protein binding. The record is from RefSeq and is a predicted model, not a curated record. Lineage: Eukaryota; Metazoa; Arthropoda; Insecta; Diptera; Ceratopogonidae. Bases 89 to 736 code for a protein of 215 amino acids.
UGUAGCGAAAAGCUAAAACAAAAUAACAAGCAGCUGUAAUUUUAUUGAGAUUUUUUUUAGAAAUUAAGUUUUAAAGUUAAGAAAAAAAAUGUUUUGUUGCUUACGAACGUGUCUCAACGAUCCAAACAAUGCACACAAUAUUCCUUUAAUUCAGGAGAAUCCAAUUUGCUUAGAUACUUCACAUAUGGGUCACGAAGUUGUCGUCAUCAAAGGCGGAACGCGAGCUUGCGGAUCCGGAUGUUGUCUCGCCACAGCACCUCUCGUCCAAUCCAAAUCCUAUUUCGAGGUGAAAAUCCAACAAGCUGGUCAAUGGAGUGUGGGACUCGCGACACGACAAACGAAUUUUAACAACACAAAAGGCGGCCAAGACAAGGAAAGUUGGUGUUUGUGUUCCGACGCGACAGUUUGUCACAACGCCGGUAUCGUUCAUCAGCUCGAAGAAAAGACAAACCCGACGACGACGGAAAAUGUCGUCGACAUGGAAAACGCGACAAUCCUCAAUUCGACGGGAAUCCCGCAAGAGGGCGACACAAUCGGCGUUUCCUUCGACCACAUCGAGCUUAAUUUCUACUUGAACGGCAAAAAGUUGGAAGUGCCCGUGCAUCACGUGAAAGGAGCAAUUUAUCCGGCGGUUUGGGUUGACGAUGGAGCGAUUUUGGACGUCGUUUUAGAUAAUUUCACAUACACGCCGCCGCCGGGCUUCGACAGGAUCAUGAUUGAACAGUCGUUGCUGUAAUAAAAAAUUCCUCAUAAAAAAAAUAAUUUUUCCCUCAAUCUCAACUGAUGCCUAACAAAAGUCACUUGAACACUAAAAAAAGUAACUUGGGUCUCAUUAAGGAACCAAUAAAUGGAAAAGUAGGAUAGUAAAUGUAUAAAAAUUAAAAAAAAAAAUAGAGAAUUAAGGAAAAAGUCUAUAAAUGUUGAAAAUUGCUGUAAAAUAUGUAACAAAAAAAAAUAUGAAAAAAAAAUAUUUAAAAUAUUUACUUAAAAAAUAAUUAUAAAAGAACUUAUGAAAUGUUAAACAAUGAUCAAAAUAUUGUUUUAAAAUUAAUUUAAUAUAAAAAAAACCAGUGAAA